AUGAAGAUCGGACUUAGCAUAACCAUCAUUAUGAUGUCGCUGGCUACUGGUUGGGGAAGCACGCCGAGCCCCCCAGGAGAUCGCCCCAGGCAUGCAAUCGCCAGCUUCAACUCCCUCCAGCCGAAGUGGUAUAACUGGGAUUUAAAUGCCUUGGGUGUCUAUUGCGCCACGUGGGAUGCUGCCAAACCAUAUGAGUGGAGAAGAAAGUAUUCCUGGGCCUCCAUCUGCGGAUUGGUUGGUCCUCAAGGUCAAGCUGCUUGCGGCAAGUGUUUGAAGGUGACGAACGCAGCCACGCGUGCAGUAGUAACGGUGAGAGUACUGGACCAAUGCAGCAGUGAAGAAAUUGAAUUGGAGCUUGAUACGUUCAAUGACUUGGACACAGGUGAUACUGGCCAUGACGAUGGCGGCCGACUCCAUGUUGACUACCAAUUUGUUGACUGUGGCGAUGAACUCAUGGUUGAUCAGUCUGCUGAAUCCAAAAACAUUCUUGUUUCGGGCCAUUGA
Molecule: messenger RNA, 504 nt
Organism: Eruca vesicaria subsp. sativa (arugula)
Lineage: Eukaryota; Viridiplantae; Streptophyta; Magnoliopsida; Brassicales; Brassicaceae
Source: the annotation of a GenBank genome assembly